Nymphaea colorata (pocket water lily) is the source of this 678-nucleotide messenger RNA. RefSeq names its product 60S ribosomal protein L44. Gene Ontology annotation, cellular component: cytosolic large ribosomal subunit; ribosome. The transcript has 4 exons. Bases 138 to 455 code for a protein of 105 amino acids. NCBI's taxonomy places the organism in Eukaryota, Viridiplantae, Streptophyta, Magnoliopsida, Nymphaeales, Nymphaeaceae. The record is from RefSeq and is a predicted model, not a curated record. Gene Ontology annotation, molecular function: structural constituent of ribosome. Gene Ontology annotation, biological process: translation.
UUAUAGCAUUCGCCCUAUUAUUUUUAUGAGCAUACAUUGGCCCCCUUUCUCGGACCUCCAGAAACCCUAACUCAUUUCGCUCGGUCUGCUUCGCGGCUUUCCUCAGAGCAGCCGCGUUCUUCGUCUGGUCCGCCAAAAUGGUGAACGUGCCAAAAACUAAGAAAACAUACUGCAAGAACAAGCAAUGCAGGAAGCAUACCUUGCAUAAAGUUACUCAGUACAAGAAGGGAAAGGAUAGUUUGGCUGCUCAAGGGAAACGGCGUUAUGAUAGGAAGCAGUCUGGAUAUGGAGGUCAAACCAAGCCUGUGUUCCACAAGAAGGCCAAAACAACAAAGAAGAUCGUGUUGAGGUUGCAAUGCCAGAGCUGCAAGCAUGUAUCACAGCAUCCAAUUAAGCGCUGCAAGCACUUCGAGAUUGGUGGAGAUAAGAAGGGAAAAGGAACAUCUCUCUUCUAGUUGGUAUUUCUGUUUUGUUUGCAUCAGAUUGUGGCUCGUCACUACCGGAAAAACCUAGGAAACAUCUCGUCUUGUUUAGGAUUUCAAGCAUGUCGUAAUUGUUUUUUGGACGCAAGUAAGAAGGGAAAACCUUGUGAAGCAUUUCUUUGUUUUGUGGGACCUGCUUUAAUGUAGACAUGGUGGAAUACUAUGCUAUAUAAAUUUUUGCUCACUUUGAUUUUGA